AUGCACCACGACCGCCGGUUCCUGCUCUUGAUGGUGCCAGUGGUGAUCUUUUUGUUGUUGGCAGCAAGCCUUUACCUCGGCAGUGAUCACCUGACGCUCAUCUCUGGCCUCCAUGUUCCGUUCCUGAGUCACUGGCAGCCGGAAAAUCAACCUGAAAGCAUCACGUCAUCAAGUCUCCCAGACAGUGAUGCCACAUUUACGUCUCUCCCCGUACCGAGCAGUACAGUGCUGCCACCGGCACGAGUAGAUAAUGGAACGGUUCUUACAGCAGAGAAGAUCCGACCCUACAUAGACUCCAUUCUCGACCCCGAGUCAACGGCUCUGCCGCGCUUGGGGUGCCCCCGCGUGAAUAGCACGCGAUAUGAUGUCUUGAGAAACAUGAGCGAAGCAAAUGACAACCACGUCGAUUACUACUUCGCUUUAGACUUGCGCAACUGCCGCGACCUCCUGCCGCGGCUUCUAGACGCCGACAUGACUUGCGCACUGGACUGGACAUAUGUCGGCCGCGAUCCCACAUUCUACGACGUCUGGGUCGCACGCGGCAUCAACGGGGACUCUUUCUUCAACAUCCCUCCUAACGGAAGCUGGGACUACGCGUGGAACCUGUUCUGGAACCACCCGCAGACCAAGGCACGCCUGGAUUCCAAUGUCCCUUUCCAGGCGUUUGCCUGCUGGAACGGCGCCACGGCCUUCACAGCUGCGCCUCUCCUCGACGGUCUGCGGUUCCGCAACGUUCACAAGGGGGAAUGUGCUCAAGGCGAGCCGCAAAUGUUCUGCAAGGACCUCUGGCACAGAGGCUUUGGCAAAAUCGCUGUGGUGCCAGCCGUCAAUCUGGAGUAUUCAGACGAAAAGGCCGAGAAGCUGAAGAAGCUGAAGGGCUUCACGUCCGAUCUCGUCAGACACCAGACCGAAGAGGACGCCAAGAUCGAGUGGGCCGGGCCACCGGAGAAGGUGAAGUGCAUGGAGGGUUGGCAGAACCAGUUUUGGCGACCGUGGAACGAGACAUUGACGUGA
Verticillium nonalfalfae is the source of this 1014-nucleotide messenger RNA. RefSeq lists its product as uncharacterized. The transcript is spliced from 3 exons. The coding region runs from base 1 to 1014 and encodes 337 amino acids. The record is from RefSeq and is a predicted model, not a curated record. NCBI's taxonomy places the organism in Eukaryota, Fungi, Ascomycota, Sordariomycetes, Glomerellales, Plectosphaerellaceae.